UCUCUGAGCUUAAUUAAAUUCCAGCGGGGAAAAUAUUGUUCGUGAACAUUAGUUUACAGACUCUAAAGUGUGUAUUAAAAUCUGUGACUUUUUUUUUUUGUUUCUUUAACGUGGGGUGGUCGUUGGACUUAUGAGAGCUUGUGAAACGCAAACGUGGAUGGGGAGAUGUGGUGCUACCAGAGACCCGGGUUCACAGCCCUCCUGCUGGCCGAGCUGCAGAGACAGCAGCAGUGCAGCCAGUUCUGUGACACCGUGCUCCAGGCAGAAGGUAUAUUGGUUCCAGCACAUAGUUGUGUCCUCUCAGCUCUUAGCACCCAGCUGUCCUGCGCUCUGUCCUCCACCCCUCCACCCCCAGCAGGACAGAAGCAUUUAGUGGACUUCCAGACUCUCAGGGCCUGCACCCUGCUCCAGAUCAUGAGACUGCUCUACUCUGGGGAAAUGGGGGGAGAGGGAGAGAGGGAAAGACAAGAGGCCAUUGCUGCAGCGGCCAAGCUGGGCAUCUCUGGGCUUGUGGAGGUCAGAAAAGGGGAUCAUAACGACAGAAGGGAGGGAUUAGGCCAGCAGAAAGAAGCAGGAGUACAAACAGAGCUGCUGACGUGUGAGGGGAACGGGGCGAGACAGAGCAAAUGGACGAAAGAGGUGAGGGAUGGGAGCACUCUCUUGUGGAAAGAGACACCGUCAGGUGGUGAAAGAGACAUAGGGACUCAAACGGAGGAGCUGGAGUGGAGUGCCGCUCCUUCUUCUCACCCAGCAACACCCCUGCAGACCAUUGAUAGGACUGCUAUCCAGACCUCAGCAGAGCCAGACUCCCACCUCCUCCCCCCUAACACCCCCUAUAUCCCCGUCUCCCUCUGUCCAAAAGAUGGAAACCAAGCCUCAGACCACCCCUCUCCCUCCUCUGUUCUUAUCGCCCCUUCUGAGGAAUCCACCGCAGCUGGACACACACCCGUCUUUGUCCUGCCCCCAUCCCACUUCUCUGCCCUUCCCCUGUCUCCUUCCAUCAGUCAUGCAUCUGCAGCAUUAUCAACCCAAGACACCCAGGUUCCACCUGUGUUUGCUGCUGACUCUCAGAGCUGGUGGGCGGAAGCUCAAGAAGCCAGUAGAAAGGUGAUGGCAGCUGAGGGAGGAGAGGGGGAAGGGUUUGAGCAGUUUCAGGGCAACAUACCAGGAUUCAUCAGUUACUUCUUGAACCCAGACAAAAAGGAGAACCCCCAGGGGAGGCGUGCAGGGAGAAAAAGAGGUGGAACAGGAGGGACCAGGAGGGCUGGGACAGGAGAGGGAGGAGCCAGGAGAGGCAGAUCAAGGAAAAGAGAGACAACAGACAUUGAGAAAGUGGUAGUGAGCAAGCUUCAGAAUAGCUGGAUGCGGUGGAGGUGGGGGGUGCAGGCCUCCCGGACGGGCAAGGGGGGAGGAACCACAGGCAGGAAGUUCUACCAUCAAACCAGAGAGCAUCUGCAGUCAAACAAGACGAGAAGGAGGUGUGGUAAAGCGUGGCAGAUCAGCCAGAUGGCAGUAUCAUUACCAGCUGGGUCUGAGCGAGGAGGACAAGCGCAGCGUGGCAGGAAGAGGAGUGCCACGCAACAGCUUCCCCAGGAUGUUAACCCCAUUAGCAAGAGGUGGAGUGCUCGGGCCAAAUCAGUGUCUUCUCCCAUGUCACACCACAACAUUCAGGCUAACACACCUCUCCUGAGCCAACCCCAGCUUUCCACAAAGCUUUCUCCAUCUCCCGAUCCGAUCUCUCUCCCAGCUCCCCAUAUGCCCCCAGCAACAUCCCUCCUCCACACAAACCCCCUCCAUCCACUGCCCCCCCCAGCCCAGGAGGACCAGGUUGACCAGUUUGAGCGUCUGCUGGAGGAGGUCAUGAUGGGUCUCGACAUUAUACCAAACAACAACAAUAGCAAUCUUCAUUCUAAGCCUCCACCUCAGCCAGCCAGUGGCACCACUUGUGCCUAUCCCUCCUCUGGCAACGAUUUCAUCCAAAAACAGCAACAGCAGUAUUGCCUCACCUCUGGCCUGCAGCAAGCAGGUUCAGGGUCCACAGUAGAAACAGCUGGCAGUUCCAGUGAUGCAGUGGGCGAGGUGCCUGUUCUGCAGCAGCCAGAGGGAGAGGGAGAGCUGACUGACAUACUGGAUGACUUCCUCAGGUCCUUUGAGCAACAUAUUUCCAGUUGUAGUACCAGGGAAGAUCAGAACUACACACAGGCUAGCCAGCUGCAGCGCUACUCCACCUGCAGGGAAUACAACAAACCCCAAGCCAGAGCAAAAUCUGCUCACACCCCUUAUGUAGACAGUGCCCAGUCUCCCAGCCUACCACAGGCUGUCAUACCCUGGGCACAUGCACCUAACUCAGCUCUACACACUCCAACUCCCCCGUUGCUUUCACCUCCAACUGACACUGCACAGCCCCCUCCUGUCAGUGCCAGUCUGCCCCACAGCUGCAGUGUGGUUACAAACAACAGGCAGGAAAACAAAGCAAGAACCCUAACAAGAAGGCAAAGGAGAGAGAAAACCAGCAGUCCCAAGCAAAUAUCAGGUGUCAAACUGACUGAACUUCUAGAGAGAGAAAAAUCAUACCCCAAAUCAUCCUUAGUACAUUUAAAGCUAUGCAGUGUUUCCCUUAGUAGUGCUGCUCUCACCGGUGAUCUUACAAUAGCUUCUCCCCACAUACAGCCAAAGGUGCCUGGGACAGUCAGAGGUCCAGGCAGACCGCUGGGUAGGAAAAAAAAAUCACUCAAGAAACAAACAAGAGUGGGGAAGCCUGAUGAAGAGCCUGAUAAGAGUGAUGAAACAACCAAAAUUGUGUUGGACCAAGGGGGCAAGGCUGCACAACAGCCAGUGCAGAUGCCGAUGGUGACGCAAGAGACGACUGGCCCACUGCCAGGGGGGAAGACAGACGUUGCAUCCCAGUUCAGCUGUCAGAGUCUGCAAGUCCAGAGUACUACAAAAUCAGGCACAGCAGAAACCAGCCCACCAUUAGUGAAAUAUCCAGUAAAUAGCUUCCCUGGUGAAGACGGUACAUUCAAGUGGACCAGGAAAACCUACCCAAUCAGGAGUAGACUUAAGCAAGCAAAUAUCAUGCAGAGCACACCACUUGUUGAGGAAACAGAGGAACAUCCACCAGCUGACAGUCUGCCAGAGGACAAAGCCCAGCUUGCCCAGCUGAUAAGAAUAAACCAAAACAACUUGCAAAAAGGCAAUGCCAAGAACAAGUUUAAGACAAAGCAAAGCAGCUCCAGGAAAAAAAGACAAGUUGGCAAUUCAUCUAAUGUUGAGAGUUUAAGAGUGUCGGUAUCCCCACCUGUGGAGUGCUUUGGCAUGGAUGAAAAGAUAGAGAAAAGCAAAGAUAAACAAAAAGAAGUGAAAGUUCUGUCAGAGGGAGUAGCACUGGGGACAUCAAGGAGGGCAGAGAAGAGGUGCACCGAGUCAGAAGAGGAGAAGAGCAGUGAGGCUGAUGUGGCCAAGAGGGUUUGCCUUGAGCAAGUGGUACCGACAACAUCUAAACCAUGGGCACCCGGCCUGGAACCUGUACUCUCUGUCUCUGAACCCCAGCCCAGAACCCAGGAUGGUAGUCAAGAAGUGGCGGUGACCGUGGAGAUGGAGGACGAAGUCGAUGUAGAGGUUCUCUCACAGCCGGAUGAUGAAAACAACAGGGACUGGCUCCUGUGGACAUGUAAAGGAGGAGGAGAUAUUUCGCAAGAGGGAGAGCAAGAAGAGGAGGAAGACACAGCAUGGACCAAUAUCAAACUGAUGGAUGAAGAGACAGAGAACAGCAGUGACAAAGCCAUUGUUGUAGAUGGGGACUCAGAUGCGACCCCUGACCUGGACGACCUCGAAUUCAGCUGUGAAGAGCAAGCAGAGAACUGGCCCAACGUGCUGAAUGUGAAGGCAAAGACCCCAGUUUGGUCACAUUUGGGUGUAGCAAAGCCUCCCCUGUCACCACCUUCACAGCCAGCUGCAGAGGUCAGUCUGGGGUCAACGGGAAGCUGGGAGGAGGAAGGAGAAGAGGAUGAAGUGGAUGUGAUUGGAGGGUCCAGCCCCGUCCCUGAAGCUCUGCCCAUCAGCUGGACAGAGCCGUCAGAAUCUGGGGAGGAGCAAGAAGAGAUUGAUGUCACUGGAGUAGAAAUGGACUAUGUCUCCUCAACUAGCCUGCUGUCUUCUCUAUUACAGACUGGCAAAGAGGUGGGCGUCCUCCCUCCCUGCCACCUCUGCUCAGGAAGAGAAGAGCUUUGUGCAAAAUGUUGGCUAUUUGUUCAGAACCAAAUGGAGACACUUUCAUGUGGUGAAAACCUGCAAAGAAAACAAUGUGUCAUUAUAUGUAAAGAAGCCAAAGCUAGUUUAAUCAAAAUCAACAAAAACAGGACUGAUGUGCAGUUAAUUGAGUUGAGCAUAAAGAAUUAACAGUUUUGAAGUUAUGAAAGGUGAGUCUUAAUUGUUUAAGGAUUGUUUUUACUGCUCAGUUCAGUAGUUUGUGUCUGUUAAGAAAAUAUGUUCAACUUUGACCUUAAACUUUGUUUUAGUAAGUGUGAAGAAAACACCAGCCCAGCAACAAGAGACAACUCAGGGCUAAGAAGAGAUUUGCUUCAAAAAUUAGGUUUAUGUACUUUAACUGGGAUCAGGAGCUUCAAUUAGUUGGAAAUAUACAGUAAAUAUGACAGAUAUAUUGUCAACCUGUUAUGCCACUGCUUUUCAAACUCUUUUCUGUCUGUCCUUGAAGUAGUUUGGUAUUUGUUACUGUUCUGACAGCAGCCCAUGUAUAUAUUUUUUCUAGAUUAAA
Molecule: messenger RNA, 4774 nt
Organism: Myripristis murdjan (pinecone soldierfish)
Lineage: Eukaryota; Metazoa; Chordata; Actinopteri; Holocentriformes; Holocentridae
Exons: 7
Coding region: 166-4398 (1410 amino acids)
Biological process (GO): positive regulation of transcription elongation by RNA polymerase II
Molecular function (GO): protein binding
Source: RefSeq, a predicted model, not a curated record